GUUCCUAAGAGCAAGGCUGCUGAGGCCACCAAAAUGGCUAUUGAUGUAGGCUUCCGUCACAUUGACGCAGCAUAUGUCUACCAAAAUGAGGAGGAGGUCGGCAAGGUCCUUCGAGAGAAGAUUGCAGAUGGCACUGUGAACAGAGGGGACAUAUUCUAUACCACCAAGCUCUGGGCUACUUUCCUUCGACCAGAAUUGGUUCGACCAGCCCUAGAAAGAUCUCUGAAGAAACUUCAGCUGGACUAUGUAGAUCUGUUCAUCAUCCAUAUUCCAGUGGCUAUGAAG
Hipposideros armiger (great roundleaf bat) is the source of this 285-nucleotide messenger RNA. Its product is annotated as putative aldo-keto reductase family 1 member C8. Gene Ontology annotation, molecular function: oxidoreductase activity. The annotation marks the transcript as partial. The record is from RefSeq and is a predicted model, not a curated record. The transcript has 2 exons. NCBI's taxonomy places the organism in Eukaryota, Metazoa, Chordata, Mammalia, Chiroptera, Hipposideridae.